Molecule: messenger RNA, 2325 nt
Organism: Carassius carassius (crucian carp)
Lineage: Eukaryota; Metazoa; Chordata; Actinopteri; Cypriniformes; Cyprinidae
Product: phosphatase and actin regulator 1-like
Exons: 13
Coding region: 197-1960 (587 amino acids)
Biological process (GO): stress fiber assembly; cell motility
Molecular function (GO): actin binding
Source: RefSeq, a predicted model, not a curated record
AGACGAGCUCCCGUUAACGGUCGAUUCCGCUCCGCGUAUUUUUACGUGGACUUCACGGCAUUGCGUCACGUUGAUGAAUUUGAAGAGGUGCUACCUAGAGGCGCAUCCUUCCGCUUAUGAUAAACAAAUCUGCGCCAGUCAGUUGCGUCGGUGAUAUAUUCCCGGAUCGCGCGGCUCGGGAUGAUCGGUGAGGCUAAUGAACUCGCUCUUCCGUUCGAUCUCCGCGCCAUCCCGCGGUGUGACGGAUAGACACGGGUCCGCUGCGCCCAUGGCGGGUCCCGCUUUCACCGGAACGCACGGGACCUGGAUCACAUCCCGAUUACGGGAGGACGCGUCAUCUUCCUCAUCGUUAUCAUCAUCGUCGUCCGCAGAGAAACCGCGCAAACGGAGAGCAUUUAACCUGGUCAGACUGCGGCAGCCCGCCGCCCCCGGUAACAACAACACACCGUUUGUGAUCUCCGGUCAUAUCAAGCACAUCUGCAGUAACUGCAGCCGCGGGAACGACAUCCGGGACGCAGAGGGGGCGGAGCGUCUGGCGGCGAUGCGCUCUGAUUCGCUGGUUCCCGGGACGCACACGCCUCCGAUCCGCAGACGCAGCAAACUGGCCAGUCUGGGACGACUCUUCAAACCGUGGAAAUGGAGAAAGAAAAAGAGCGACACGUUCAAGCAGACGUCUGCAGUGCUGGAGAGGAAGAUGUCGACGCGUCAGAGCAGGGAAGAGCUCAUCAAGAGAGGCGUGCUGAAGGAAGUGUACGAGAAAGUAGAGGAGGUCAGUAUGAGUGAUCUGGACAGACAGACGGUCAUCAGUCCGGUGUCAGAGUCUGUAGAAACCAGCGGCACAGCGACAGUGUCGUUCUCAGAGAUCCAGUCGUCUGGAGAAACUGUGGCGUGUCUCUCGGAUCUCGUCCCAAAGCCAUCUCAAGCCCCGCCCCCUGUGAAGCCUGUGCCGUUGCCUAGCGACAGCGCUGACAUCACUCACGCGAGGCCGUCGUUGCUGAAGCAGCCUCCUGCCUUACCGCCGAAGCCAUACAGCUGGAUCCCCAACCAUCUGACAGAGACGCUGGCCAGGCUGUCGCCGCCUUUGCCUCCAAAGAGAGUGAUGAUAUGUGAGCCGACGCCCUCGUUCCCCCUCAAAUGCCUGCCGUCCCAGGGCUCACACACACACACACACUCGCACUCGCAGCAGUACGCCACACUGCCGCUGUCACUGCAUCCACCCAGCCGCAUCAUAGAAGAGCUCAACAAAACACUCGCACUCACCAUGCAGAGACUCGAGAGCUCUGUACUGCAGGCAAUGCCAUCUGUCCUGAUGGAGACGGAAGAGGAGAAGGAGAACAGAGAUUCAAUGCACCAAACUCCUGCCAACACACACACACUCAUCACACACACCUUCAGCACACACGCGGAAGAGGACGAGGAAGAGGAGGAUGACGACGACUCGCUGUUUACAAGUACGCUUGCUUUAAGGAUCUUACGGAAAGAUUCGCUGGCGAUCAAACUGAGCAAUCGCCCGUCGAAGAGAGAACUGGAGGAUAAAAACAUCUUACCGAUGAUGAGUGACCAGGAGCGGAUAGAGUCCAGACAACAGAUUGGCACCAAACUCACCCGUCGUCUGAGCCAGAGACCGUCAGCAGAAGAGCUGGAGCAGAGGAACAUCCUCAAACCGCGGAACGAGCUGGAGGAGCUGGAGGAGAAGCGCGAGCUGAAGAAACGGCUCUCCAGGAAGCUGAGUCAGAGGCCCACUGUAGAGGAGCUCCGAGAGGCCAAGAUCCUCAUCCGCUUCAGUGAUUACGUGGAGGUAGCAGAAGCUCAGGACUACGACCGGCGCGCAGACAAACCCUGGACCAGACUCACUGCUGCUGAUAAGGCUGCCAUACGCAAAGAGCUGAACGAGUUCAAAAGCACAGAGAUGGAGGUGCACGAGUCCAGUCGACAUCUAACCAGGUUUCAUCGGCCGUAGAGCCGCUUCAGUCCAUCAGUGAUCUCUUCGUCUCUAAUGGACUCUGAACAGACUCUGUUUGAUCAGGAAUCACUCGCAGCAGAUCUGAGCUGACGAUCUGUCUGUGUGCACAUAUUUCUGUACAUUUUGACAAAAACUGAUCUAUCACGUGCUCUUCGCCAUGAAUUUCUCUCUUUGUGUUUUGUUUUUCCAGGCGAUGCUUUUUAAUGCAGCAGACGAUGUAGUUGAUUUUCUACCUGUUACGGAUAAACUAUUCCAGUCCUUUUAGUUUUCAAAAACCGAGAACACAAAGGAAAACGACUUUCUAACGAGCGCAAACCACAUUAUUACACGCCGUCUUUAAAGAAAUAGUUCAGCCAGAAAUG